AUGCGGUCGUGUAGUUCUGCUGUGACCCCCCAGGUGGAGGGGGGCGUGGAGCAGCAGGAGGACGAGGAGACUCUGGAGGUUUUGUCCGUGACUGAGGAAGACGAGCUCCCGACGGUUGUGACGCCGUCCACCUUCAUCGUGAGCUCUCUGAGCAGCCAGACCAGCGGCCGACCCCGUGACCUCUGGAACACGGACACUCAGGACCCCCACGUCCCUGAGCCCCUCCCCUCACCUGUGCCCCCCUCAAACCCGCCAGCCAGCCCCGGCAUGCCCAUCACCAAAAGUGUGGAUCUAGAAGACCGAUCUCUGUUCAGUGUUCUGCAGAGUAGUGUGGAUCUAGAAGACCGAUCUCUGUUCAGUGUUCUGCAGAGUAGUGUGCUUCUAGAAGACCGAUCUCUGUUCUGUGUUCUGUUGAGUGUGGUUCUAGAAGACCGAUCUCUGUUCUGUGUUCCGCAGAAGUGUGGUUCUAGGCCUAAGUUGGGUCUUCGGGUGGUGGGGGGCAAUGUGUCGAGGGGGGGCCAGAUCCCCUGGCAGGUCAGCCUGCACUAUCAGAACCAGCACAUCUGUGGAGGGUCCAUCAUCACACACACCUGGAUCCUCACCGCCGCACACUGUGUCUAUGGAUUCUCUGAUGUCACUCAGUGGACGGUGUUCGCUGGUGUGGUGGACCAGCCGUUGGCCAGCAUGGGCUCGCUGAGUGUCCGGAAGAUUCUCCCCCACGCCCGUUACCGCCCCAGCAGCCUGGAUUAUGACAUCGCCCUCCUCCAGCUCUCUCAGCCAAUCAGCUUUAAUGGGCUGGUGGAGCCUGUCUGCCUGCCCAACUCAGGGGAGGAGUUUCAGGAGGGCCAAAUGUGCUGGAUCUCAGGCUGGGGGGCCACUGAGGACGGAGGAGAGACCAGCGUCCAACUCCACUCAGCUCGGGUGCCUCUGAUAUCCAGUGCGGAGUGCAACGAGCCACAGGUGCACCAGGGCAGCAUCUCCCCCUGGAUGAUCUGUGCUGGAUACCUGGAGGGAGGAACCGACACCUGCCAGGGCGACAGCGGGGGCCCACUGGCCUGUGAGGGGGGGUCCAGCGCGUGGAAGCUGGCAGGUGUGACGAGCUGGGGGCGGGGCUGUGCCAUCAGGAACAAACCAGGCGUGUACACACGCAUCAGUGCUGCCCUGCCCUGGGUACACCAGCAGCUGGAGGUGUUGCAGUGA
Molecule: messenger RNA, 1200 nt
Organism: Clupea harengus (Atlantic herring)
Lineage: Eukaryota; Metazoa; Chordata; Actinopteri; Clupeiformes; Clupeidae
Product: transmembrane protease serine 3-like
Exons: 11
Coding region: 1-1200 (399 amino acids)
Biological process (GO): proteolysis
Cellular component (GO): membrane
Molecular function (GO): serine-type endopeptidase activity; protein binding
Source: RefSeq, a predicted model, not a curated record